AUGGCGCGCCGCGAGGACAACGGCGCCGGGCGUGGAGCGGCGCCCCUGGCCUGCCUGCUGCUCUGCAUCCUGUGGACGAUUCCCUGCGCGGCUGUCGCUGGCUUUACCGCAGGAACGCGCCCCGGGCGAACCCUGCUGCAGGCCGGAGACGGCGGCAAUGGCACGCUGGUGUUCGACGGCGCCGACGGCGCGUCGGUAAAUGAGACCGCCGGGCAGCUGGGGGAUGGCCAGACGCUGGUGCUGGAGGUGCCCAGCGUGGCGCUGGAGGGCCCGCUGGCGAUCGGCGGCGAGGACUUGACGCUCAGCGGCCGGCGGGGCGGCGGGGCGAGGACGGAGGUAACCUGCGCGGCGGGCCAGCCCGGUCUGGUCAUCAGCGGAAAAGUGACGAUCAGGGAUCUGUCAAUCAUCGAUUGCACCAUUUCUUCCAGCCUGGUUUUGGCACAGUCAGAGGUGGUGUUCCAAAACGUGCGAUUUAAAGACAACAAAAUGGCUGAUUUUUUGCCACCAGAGUUGGAACAAGGGUUCUUGGACUUUGGUGGAUCUGGAGGCGGUGGUGCCAUUCGUGCAGAUGUAAACACAACAGUGACGGUGGUGGAUUCACAAUUCAUAGCGAAUGAGGCCUCACAAGGUGGGGCUAUUUACACAGCAGGGUCUCUCUUUGUGAAUGGCUCAACUUUCAGAAGGAACGUUGCCACAGCCUCUGGAGGAGGUGCCAUCAAGUCGAAUGCUGAUGCUGCCAACCUUCAGGCCUUGCAACAAAGUCAGGUGUCGCCCGGUGUUGCAUCCAACGAGUUUGUGAUCCGGGGUUGCGUGUUUGAGAAAAACAACGCCCCAAGAGGGAUAGAAACAGAGCCUUUUUUUUCGGCAUCAGGGGCACCGAUUGAGAAGAAUGAUUUCUUUGGCGCUUUUGGCAGCCCGUCCCCAUCGGGUGGUGCUGUUCUCGUUUGGGAUGUGGGUAGAGUUCAGAUCGAGGACUGCAGCUUUGAGAAAAACACAGCAACCACUGGCGGAGCCAUUUAUUUCAUUGUGAGGGACCUGGCCUUGCCGAUUGGAGCACAGCUUGUGCACCGGGUUGAGAAUUGCACCUUCAGUGACAACACAGCAGACUUGAUGGAAGGGCCGUUGGAUGCAAGGAUAAACCAUGGGGGUGCAAUGUUUGUGGUGUCCUUGGACAAAGAGAUAAGGCCCCAGUUAGUGGACUGUCAGUUCAUAUCGAACAAGGCAAAUUAUGGGGGAGCGUUGCACAUUCUGACGUCAUCCCAGAGUGCAAUGCAAGUGUCUGGCUGUGAGUUUGAAGCAAACCAGGCGGAGACUGCAGGUGGUGCAGUGCUGGCCCGAAACAUUGAAAACCUGGCAUGGAAUGCCAGCAAUGUGAUAAGGAAUGAAGCCCAAAUGGGCGGUGGGGUGAUGAUUACGAAUGCUGCAUCGCUCAUGGUCCAGGGUGUGAAUCUGGACGUCAAUGCCACAACUGGAACAGUAUUCAUUCCCCCAGGUGGUGGAACGAAAUCAGUGUUUGAAGGCAACGUGGCAUUUGAUGGUGGUGGGCUCAUGUGCUACGGAUGUGAUUCGAUUUCCAUUCAGUCGGCAGAGUUCCGUAACAAUCGUGCAGCGGGCAAUGGUGGUGGUCUGAGUUUUCUGGACUCCACUCCUACGGGGGCCAUCGAACUUGGCACUGUCACCCUUGAGGGAAACCUUGCGACAUUUGGAGGGGCUGUUUUCCUGGAAAGUGCUUCAAAUUUCAGGAUUCAGGCAGGGAGUGGCAAUGUGCAGCGUACUCUGAUCAGGGGGAACAAAGCAGUGGUUGGAGGAGGCUUGUUCCUGGCGUUGAAGAGUGUUCUCAACAACAAGGUUGAGAUUUUCGACACUGAACUGUCAAACAAUUCAGCCAUUCGUCUUGAACAGCUGGAGGAUGAGCUUGCCAACGAUGACCUGUUUCGGCUUGCCAAUGAAACGAUAAGAGGCAACGUUGGCCAUGACAGGGACAGCGCAGAUUUCUUCACAAACUGUGGGGAGGGUGGUGGCGGAGGGGCCUGCAUUGUGCUCAGUCAACUCCCGCAGCGGGCAGGGGCCGAUGUUUCAGUGCUGCAAUCAGUCGUCACGAACAACAGCGCACUCAAUGGAGGGGGCUUGUUCAUCAGCAUACAUGGAGACACCUGGAGCAGUGCAGCCUGCACCAUUCAAGGGCCUGCAUCGGUCCCUUGCCGCAGCGCACGCUUCCUCAAUGUCAGCGUCACCAACAAUUUUGCGGAAUUUGGAGGGGGUGGAAUGUUUGUAACUGAACCGCAGUCCUUGUUUGCAACAUGCCCUGGUGGCCUGGCUCUUUUGGGGUUGCAAGGCAGCUUCAAGAGUUUGGCCGAUGUCAUCAAUGAAGUGCUCACAGCGAGCCCAUCCGAUCUGCAGAAUGAAGACUUUGUUAUGGAGAACCUUACCUGCCUAGUUUUGGAAGGAAACAGCGUUGGGGACGAAAACGGAUGGGGCAAGCAAGGUGCCUCUCAGGCAACAGCGUUGUUGCUUUUGACUCCCGAAAGUGGUGAAAUCCGGAACCAUACAAGCAAUACUGUCCUUGGCGGAGGUAUGGGUGUAAGUCUUGCGAUCGUGGAUAUGUUUGGGGAGAAGGUGAAGGGCGGCAAUCCAGAUGCAGAGCGACCUGUCAUAGCUGUUUCUGUGUCAGUGACUGGGGAGACCAUCGCGAUGGCCAAAAAUGGUGUGGCCACCUUCACUGGCUUGAUCGGAUUUGAUGAGAGCGGGAAUCGGUCAGUCAUCUUCACCUCCGAGUCUUUGACCUCAACCAGCAUGACUGUAGAGAUACGCAGCUGCCUAGUUGGAGAGGAGGAGGAGAAUGAGGGGAAGGGCUGCCAAAGAUGCCCCAACAAUUUCUACACGUUCAAACCUGAACAGGAGUGCCUGCAGUGCCCAGAGGAAGCUAUUUGCACUGGUGGGGCAACAUUGGCACCUAGAGAUGGCUUCUGGCACUCGACGCCAUACUCUCCAAACAUCCUUGAGUGCAUUGUGAGGGACGCCUGCCAGUACAGGGGCCGUGCCAGCAACUUGACUGCCUUCUACACAAACCUCACAGCCCUAAUGCCCAGCAACUUGACUUUGUCAAAUGAGGAGUACCCGCAGUGUGCGGAGGGGUACAGGGGAGUCCUAUGUGGUUCAUGUCAGCCAAACUAUGGACAUAUCGCAGGGGGCCAGUGUGAAGAGUGUAGCAUGAGCAGGGCAUCCAUUAUUGGCAUCAUCUUCGUUUUCGCUUUUUGGUCCAUGCUCCUGAUCUCCUUUGAAGUCUUCAAUUCAAUCCUCACAAAUCGAGAGAUGGUUCUGGGGGCCAGGAACACCCUCACAGCCAUUCAUGUUCCUCAGCGAAAUGACUCAGUGCCAACAGAUUAUACCCCUAUUCAAGGCGGAAAGUCUGAGCUUGUGUCCUUAUUUGAAAGGACCAGUGCCAAUGGUGGGCUCCGCAGGGCGUCCAGUGAGAAGGUGGUGGGCUCAUUCAGAAAGCCAGAAGAAAGGCUGCCUCCGAUUGUCCCCCUGGAGCCAAGAUCUUUCCAGCGGCAGUCCACACACUUGGAGGAUUUUUGGCGUCGCCAGAAUAACACUUUCCUUCAGUCGCUUCCCCGUGGAGAUAGCAGUCUGCCGGAUGUGGAGGUGGAAGAUAUGACACUGUCAGAGCACAUCGUCGCCGCUGAGAAUUUGACGGAAACCGUGAAG
Molecule: messenger RNA, 3708 nt
Organism: Ostreobium quekettii
Lineage: Eukaryota; Viridiplantae; Chlorophyta; Ulvophyceae; Bryopsidales; Ostreobiaceae
Source: the annotation of a GenBank genome assembly